Messenger RNA from Cheilinus undulatus (humphead wrasse), 1004 nucleotides. It is a transcript of the gene ssr2, whose product is annotated as signal sequence receptor, beta. Gene Ontology annotation, cellular component: membrane; endoplasmic reticulum. The transcript has 6 exons. Bases 110 to 661 code for a protein of 183 amino acids. Lineage: Eukaryota; Metazoa; Chordata; Actinopteri; Labriformes; Labridae. The record is from RefSeq and is a predicted model, not a curated record.
CUUCCGUAAGUACACGUCAUGCAACAGCAGCUUUUUACCUUCUGAACAUGCGCAGAACAACUCCUUCAAAGUAGCAGUGUGAAGAGAAGCAGCAGACGUUUUAGUGAAGAUGAAGACCGUGGUGUUUCUGGUCCUGGCUCUGCUUGCCGUGGGGUCAGGAGAGGAAGGAGCUCGUCUGCUUGCCUCAAAGUCUCUGCUGAACCGUUAUGCUGUGGAGGGCCGAGACCUGACGCUGCAGUACAACAUCUACAAUGUUGGAUCAAGUGCGGCGUUGGAGGUGGAGCUCUCCGAUGACUCAUUUCCUCCGGAGGAUUUCGGGAUCGUUUCUGGGAUGCUCAAUGUGAAGUGGGAUAGAAUUGCCCCAGCGAGUAAUGUCUCCCACACCGUGGUGCUCCGCCCCUUAAAAGCCGGAUACUUCAACUUCACCUCUGCCACAGUCAGCUAUCUGGCCCAGGAGGGCGGCCAAGUCGUGGUCGGUUACACCAGCGCCCCUGGUCAGGGAGGGAUCCUUGCCCAGCGAGAGUUUGACCGCCGCUUCUCACCUCACUAUUUGGACUGGGCAGCAUUUGGCGUCAUGACUCUGCCGUCCAUUGGCAUCCCACUGCUCCUCUGGUACUCAAGCAAGAGGAAGUACGACUCCCCGAAGGCCAAGAAGAACUGAACACAGACGGGGGGAUGGGGUGUUCAGAGAGGAAGGGAGGGUUCAGAAUGGGUGGGGUCAGAGGGGUUGUGGGGUGUUGUGGGAGGAGGUUAAUAACCCAUAUUGGGGUGAGAGAUGAACUAAACGGAGACCAAAAUAGAUGAUCUGAUUUACAUUCAUAAACUCGGAGUCAGAACGUUAAACUUUUAUUACAGUAACAAACUGGUUUAAACGUGUCACAGUAAUACAAAUAUAUUUAAUAUUAAUGUGUUAUUGUAAUACAAGGUUUGAAUUGUUCAUAGUCAGACAGGAAGUCAGUGGCUGGUUGUUUCUCUUCAAAAUAAAGAAUAACCUGUUUUCUAAA